This is a messenger RNA of Meleagris gallopavo (turkey), 6140 nucleotides long. RefSeq names its product M-phase phosphoprotein 9 (gene MPHOSPH9). Gene Ontology annotation, cellular component: centriole. Lineage: Eukaryota; Metazoa; Chordata; Aves; Galliformes; Phasianidae. The record is from RefSeq and is a predicted model, not a curated record.
AAUGAGUUUUUACACUUUAUCAGUGUGAGAUGUGCUGGUGUACUUACAAAUAACAGAAGCUUAAAUCCGUGAAAGUCAGCAGCGUGUCCUUGUAAGCCCUGUUAAGAAUGGCUGUGCUUUGAAGGUAUUGGGCUGCUGCAAGGCAACGAGGAUUUAUUCUCUGUAUGACCACAGGCUGCUAGGAUGACGUUUCUUAAUGCUUCCUUUUGUUCUACAAACAAUCAUAAGGUUUUCCUGCAGUGUAGAGCAUGGGAUGGAUUCACCAGGGCACAGGAGAUGCUGAAAGUAUAAUCAUACUUGGAUCUAAGAUAUGGAAAGUCAUGACUCGGUGAAUGCUGUGGAAGAGAUCUCUUCAUCUUCUGCAGACUCUGAUGUCAAAAAUACCCAAAGCUCUGUUUGUAACUUGAAUUGUAACAGGAGCCCCUCAGCCAAUCCCAGUGGAGUUUCUGGUUACUCAGGGAAUACCAGGUCCUCGUUAGUUGCUGCUUCUGUUGAGCUGCUCUCCUCCUACAUGCGAGAUAUCCAGCACAGUGGGAAUGCUGAGUCUGAAACUGUGAAGGACUGUGAGGCAAGGUGGCUACAGCUGUUGAGACUGGUAGAGAAACAAUGCCAGGAACAAAUAGCUGCCCAGCAAGAACAGUUCCACCAUCAAAUCCAACUGAUUCAGAAUGAAAUAAGGCAGUUAGUGAAAUUGCAGACCAGCAGUUGGAGCACUGGCAAGAGCAGGAGUUUGCCUGGGAAGUCUACAGAUGCCUUCUCGUCACUAGAAAGUCAAAUGGGGAUGCAUUCUGAAGUCUCUGAAGGAAAUGGAUGCAUUGUCAAUCAGCUUAGAUCUAAUGAAAUCGAACUGCAUCCAAAUGCCUCUGAUCCUUAUCAGGAAUGUCUUGCAAACGAUGCUUCCAUGACCAGUGGGUACGGCACCCUGUCUGCCUCUGAGCUGAAUGCUAGCAAAUCUCAUGAUGUUAUCAAGUGCACAGACUGCAUGGAGAGCACUGCACAAGGACAGGGUGAUGCAGCAGUAUUGCAGAGUAAUGCAGCUGUAGGCAGCAUUCAACGUACAGGAGAACUUCUAUUAAAACAAACAGAGGACUGUUCAGCAGGAAGGAAUCGCGCUGUGGGUUUUCCUGCUGAAUUUGAACAUAAGGUGAAUGAAGAUCAGUGCAGGAAAAAAAACAGUAAAUCUUUAACAUCGUGGGCACAAAAGUUGAAACAAAACCAACCAAAAAGAGUGAACACAGAAGAAGUGCAAGUGAGCUCUGUGCAAGGAGACGAGCAGGCAAAGAAAUCACUGCUUGAGAAUACAGACUCUACCAAUGCUGCUUUGCCACCUUACACUUUUUACCUCAAUCAGCCAUCUGAAAGCCCGAAUUCUAUCGUGUCUGAAGCUUCAGGACUUUCAUACUGGAAACUAGAUGUGAAGGAGAUGUAUCACUCUUUACCAGAGAACUUCAGAAGCGAGUUUGCUGAUGUUUUCUCCACUAAAGUAUCACCAGACCAGUUGUCUUCUGCUGAUGAAAUGAAGCCAUCAUCACUGAAGGAUAUUUAUCAUAAAAGACAAAGGGAAAACAAUCAGCUGCCAGAGAUGAAUUUUAUGCCUUCUUCUCAGACAAGUCACCCACCAGAGAUCUUGACAUUGGACCCAACCCUGCAUAUGAAACCAGGUCAACAGAAUCCAGCAUUGUUUUUCAAUAUUCCUGAAGAGAGUACUCCUUUUUCUCCAGACUCUAUGGCAGAUCCUGGAUUUUCAAGUCACUGUGACACAGACUCAUUUUCACAGACAAGCAGUUUGUCUCAGUUUGAUGAUUCUCCAAAACAUCCUGCCAGCAGCAGAGCUGUGCAUUUGGACUUCUGGAAAAAUCAUCCAAUCCAAAAUGAAGACAAGGCCAGCUCUCCCUUUCCAGUGACAUAUGCUGAUGCUAACAGUGAUAUUUUAGUAAACACUGAGGAGGAAGAAACACUGACUCUGACUCCAUCCUCUGUUACUCAGUGUGGUGACAGGAGUUUACCAGACCACGGUCUUUCAGUGACAUCUGCUGAAGAUCCUGUGAUAAUGUCAAAGAUUAGGCAGAACUUGAGGGAAAAACAUGCUCGACACAUAGCUGAUCUACGAGCUUACUAUGAUGCUGAGAUCCAUAGCUUAAAACAGCAGCUAGAGGCAAGCCAUAAAAGUGCUGCUUCUGAAGACCUGAAGGAAAUCAAUCAAAAUCUUGCUGACAGGUGUGACCAGUUGGAUGCAGCUCUGAAUGAAGCAAGUGCUCGCAUAAAAACCCUUGAGAAUAAGAAUAGUAUGCUAGAAAAGCAAGUGGCAGAUUGGAGAGAACGCUUUUAUGGAGUUGGUAAUACCUCCAAAGUGCUGCAAGAACGUAUUGAAGAGAUGCGCACAAGCAAUAAAGAGAAGGACAAUACCAUCAGUAGGCUAAAGUCAAGGCUUAAGGAUCUAGAGGAAGCAUUUGAAAAAGCUUAUAAAUUAUCUGAUAAUAAAAAUACAAGGUUAAAAGAAGAAAAUAAAAUGUUUCAAAAUCUUUUAGGAGAAUAUGAUUCCCUUGGAAAAGAACACGAAAGGGUGAAGGAUACAUUAAAUGCAACUGAAAACAAACUGCUUGAUGCAAACACCCAGAUUGCUGAUUUGAAAAGGACAGUUUCAAAACUCGAAGCUCAGCUCAAGCAGGUGGAGCAUGAAAAUAUGUUGAAACUUCGUCACGUUACUGAAAGUCGUCUAAGAGCCUCUUGUGCCAACAAGUUGGCUGCUCCUGAUGUCAGCAGGCGAAAGUGGUUGAUACCAGGAGCAGAGUAUUCAAUCUUCACUGGCCAGCCUCUGGAAGUCCAAGAAAGCCCCAAAGAUAACAGACUAGAAGAAGCCUACAUUCCUUCCAGGUACCAUUCUCCUCCCGAAAAAGACUCCUCACAAGAAGACUCUUCACCAAACAUAGCUGAAAAGAAGGACAACGAGAUGUCAGAAGCACCAAUUAUAAAAGCCUUUAAAGAACUUGAAGAAAUGAAAGCUUUUAAAGAUUGGGGUACUCAGACAGAAAAAGAUGACACAACAACCAAAACAUCAAGUCGGCGUCAAACCGUUGGGUUUGUAGAGACUUCUGUUGCUGCCAACAGAUCCCCAGAGAAAGGUAGAGACCAACAGAGACCCAAACGAUACAGCUCCCCUUGUGGCCAGAGGUCUUCAUCUCUUCCUCCAUCCAACAGGAAAUCGAAUACUCCAACAAGGCGAGAGAUCAUGUUGGCACCAGUGUCUGUGACAUACAGCCCGAAACGAUCUCCAAAAGAAAAUCUCUCUCCUGGAUUUAGCCAUUUACUUAGCAGAAAUGAAAACACAGUGACAAGAUUUGAUAUACUUCUAGAUGACCUGGAAAGUGGUCCUGCAUCUACUUCACAGCACAGUAAUCCAAGAAAAAGGCUCCAGUUUCUUUCACUUGAUGAUACAGAAGGAAGGCAAAGUUCAGGUGUAAGACACAGCUCUUGUGCUGAAUCUGUCAGUACCAGAAUGAAGAAAGCAACAGCUUGGGACGAGAGGAGCGGGGCACAGAACCAUGAGCCAGUGCUAUCAUCUUGUGAGGGGGACUUCCCAUCCACACCAAGGAUUCAGACUCUGGCUGAAACAGAGAGGCUUUUCGAUGACCUGACUCAAGAAAAGCAACAGAUUGAGGCUGCUUUGAGUCGAAUACCUUGUUCUGGUGGAAGAAUGACCUUGCAAGCAAGAUUAAAUCAGGAAGCCCUGGAAGAUCGCUUGGAAAGGAUUAACAGAGAUCUGGGGUGGAUACGCAUGACCCUGAAAAGAUUUCAUGUUUUACGUACCUCUGCAAACCUUUGACGAUUCCCUCUUGAAUUCCAAUAUGCUUUUUUUUUUUUUGCACUAAUAUAUAAUGAUACACUUGGUAAAUGUAAAUGUUUUGUAUUUUUAUAAAUCCCCAAUAGUAGUUUUACAACCACGUUACCCUUUACACUCAGCAAUAUUUUGUACUUCAAACAGCCACCUAUAUUUUAAGCAUAUUUUUGUUACACUUGAGAAAGCAAUGUUUAUCCUGUAUUGUAAUAUUUUUAGAAAUAUUAUUUUUAAAUAGUGAUACUCAAUUUAUAAUAAGAAACUAAAAGGCAGCUUGUUUUCUGAGAGUGAUUGUGUUUUGCACUCGUUUUCGUCACCAUUUUACAAAUGUCUGUGGCACGUUGUAAAUACUGGCUAAUAGGAAGUCUUGACUUUUAAUACAAAACACGACAUGAGUUGGUGUUAGACAACUGCUGUUAUGUAGUAGAUCCUUUUCAUUUACAUCUGGUGGGUAUUUGUCACAGUGACCAAAGUACAAGCAGUAGCAGGGCUUUGAUGCCAUUAGGGCCAGGAUUCAUGCAGCUGACAGCAGCCAGCUUUCCUCCCAGCGAGCUCAGCUGCAGCUGGCACUGCAGGACAGCAGCUGGCUCACUCAAGUUGCUGCUUUAACAUCAGGGUGGGUUUUGUGCCGUGCCGGUGUUUAGAGCACACACUUCCAAGUGAAAUCUGUGCUGUCUUUGUGAGCAAGACAUGCAUUUUUCUUGGUGAAAAAUAUAGAUUUGCUCGUUGGCAUAUUGUUGAGUUACUGUUCAACAUUGAUAUUUUAGUUUGUAUUUUGAUAUUAAAUAAAUGUUUAAUUAGAUUCUUUCUCCCAGCCCAAAGACAAUAAUAGGAUCUGGGAUAUAACAUCAGCAAUAAUGUAGGUUUUAAUCAUAUUGUGUGUUUCAAGUUCUGUCCUUGUUCCAAAUGCUUAGCCACUAAUGAUGUGAUUAUUUUGCAGUGGAAAGGCCAGAAUAGCUGUGGUGAAGAAAGCUCGUGAAGCUCUGAUUCUAAUUCUAGAGUGCUGGUUUUUAAAGAUAUUUAAUGAAGAACUGCCCUACGUUAAUGCAAAGUACUUUUUUCUUAGAAAAAGCUUUAUUUAUCAAGUGCUUUGUGCAUCUCCUCCUGCCCUGCGGGUUGUUCUGAUGCAAGAUCAGAGGAGUCAGGCCUCCAAGUUACUCAUUUUCCCUUCUGCUCUAAAAUGUUGAAAUUGGGCCCGAAUGCUUGGUAGCAACUUGCUUGAAUAUACUUCCAGUCUAUACUAGGAGAUGCUUAAUUUUGAUGGUAUUUCAUAUUCUUACUUGAGGAGGAAGAAAAGAAAAAAGCUUCUCUACUUUCCCAUGCAACUCUACCAUUCAGCUGAAUAAGUUUCUUUCCACCUCUUUGAAUUAUGAACAGGUAGAGUGUAAAAGCACCAUUCUAAAGCAUCAUUGAGCCAGCAGGAUUUCUUGCAAGGCAUCCAUCAGCACACAACUUCACUUGGGUCCAUUUAAUGGUCUUGUUUUCUUUCAUCAGUGCUGCUGCAAAACAGGCACCAUUUUCCUGACAGGCAUUUGAAAGGAGCAGGUAAAUCAAUUCAGCUCCAUCACUGCCUUUCCUCAUAACCUCCCUUUAUUUCCAUUCCAUUCUCUCCAGCACUAUUCAUAUUCAUGUACUCUUUUUUUAUUACCUCCAGAAAACUGAAGCGUGAGUCACAAUUUAUUUUUUAAUCAAAAGCUCUCCUCCAUCUGUUGGAGCUCUUCAGGCUAUUUCUGUUCUGUUCUAACACUGAAAGGGGGGGGAGAAGAUUUUAAGUGUUGCUCUUAGUAAACUUUUAGGCCACCCUUUUAGCAGUAGCUGCGAGGCGCGGGGUGAGCUGUGGCUGCGCGGUGCCUUCAGCCUCAGCCUUCGGCGAGGUGGAGGAGCUGCAGUUCCCGAUGGAAGCGGCGGGAGGCCUGAAUGCUCGGCGCUUCUGAACAAUCAGCCCCGAAGCAUCAAAAGAAGGGAAAGUGGGGCACGUUUGGAAAACACGCCUGAAGUCGCCGUGUGCUCUGCUGGACAACGGCUUAUUAGAUUUUUUAAUAAACCUUCGUAAAAUUCGUUGCCUUCAGCACCAACGCAUUGCCUUUUUGUACGAGAAGAGCAGCAGAGCUGAGGCUGCUUCUGAGCAGGGCUGUAACCGCCGUCCUCCUGCCUGCUCCCCGCCUGCACAGCAGCUGCAGCUUUUACUCAGCCUCGGCGUCGUUCGGUCGCCGAGGGCCCUUGCAAGGUGUAGUUCUUGACGGUAACAAAUCUCCCAGCUUUCGAGGUGUCGCUCCAGGCACACAAGAUCUCUUCCCGCCCUUCC